Messenger RNA from Lodderomyces oxycetoniae, 2190 nucleotides. RefSeq names its product URE2. NCBI's taxonomy places the organism in Eukaryota, Fungi, Ascomycota, Pichiomycetes, Serinales, Debaryomycetaceae. The coding region runs from base 1 to 2190 and encodes 729 amino acids. The record is from RefSeq and is a predicted model, not a curated record. The transcript is spliced from 2 exons.
AUGUCCGAACAUCAUGUAAAACACAAUGGCAACACAAAAACUAGCACCGAUAGCGACAAUGUUAUUAGCCAUAGCCAGCCAAAUGCGCAAACAAUAUCAAAUUUAUCAGUAGGGUUGAAAUCUGUAUCGAUAGCGGAUCAACAACAGAAUGAAUUGAACUUGAAGCUUUUACAGCAACAGUUACAGAAUGAAACAACACACUCGUCGCGGGAUAAUCUACAACAACAACAGCAACAACAGCAACAACAGCAACAACAGCAGCAACAGCAACAACAGCAACAACAACAACAGCAGCAACAGCAACAGCAGCAACAACAACAACACCAACACCAACACCAACAACAAUCAAGAAUAACGCAAUUUUUCCAAAACCAGCCUACCGAAGGGUACACCUUGUUUUCACAUAGAUCUGCACCCAACGGAUUUAAAGUAGCGAUUAUAUUAUCUGAAUUGAAUCUACCAUUCAACACUAUUUUUCUUGAUUUCAAUGACGGAGAACAACGAGCUCCUGAGUUUGUUACCAUAAAUCCGAAUGCAAGAGUACCUGCACUAAUAGAUCAUUAUAACGAAAACACAUCAAUAUGGGAGUCGGGAGCCAUUAUAUUGUAUCUUGUUAACAAAUUCAUUAAGGAAAAUAAUGGAGAAUGUACCUUGUGGAGUGAUAAUAUUAUUGAACAAAGUCAAAUAAAUUCAUGGUUAUUCUUUCAAACGAGUGGCCAUGCACCGAUGAUUGGACAAGCUUUGCAUUUCAGAUACUUUCAUUCCGUUCCUGUACCUAGUGCGGUUGAAAGAUAUACCGAUGAAGUUAGGAGAGUCUAUGGUGUUGUGGAAAUGGCAUUAGCCGAGAGAAGAGAAGCAUUAAUUAUGGAUUUAGAUGUGGAAAAUGCUGCCGCUUACAGCGCGGGCACAACACCCCUAUCGCAAUCGAGAUACUUUGAUUACCCGGUGUGGUUAGUCGGAGACAGAGCAACAGUUGCCGAUUUAUCAUUCGUGCCUUGGAAUAAUGUAGUUGAUAGAAUUGGAAUCAAUUUAAAAGUAGAGUUUCCCGAAGUUUAUAAAUGGACAAAGUAUAUGAUGAGAAGACCUGCUGUCAUUAGAGCAUUACGUGCAUCGAUUAAAUUUUUUUCCAGGAGCAGAGAAAGAAGAGUAAAGAAGAAAAGACAAGAGCAGACAAGAGUAAAGAAGAGCAGACAAGAGCAGACAAGAGUAAAGAAGAGCAGACAAGAGCAGACAAGAGCAGACAAGAGUAAAGAAGAAAAGACAAGAGCAGACAAGAGCAGACCGGAAAUGAGUUCUGAAUUUAUUCUAGGCCCAGAUGCACGCCGACAGACUCAAAAGUCCUUGCGAGCUUUGAAGCAACAUUUGAAAGAAACGACAAACGUUCAUUCUUUAAUAUACCUCACUAUCAAUGUAAAAACGAAGCUAGCCAAAUCCAAAGACUACAAACCUAGAGUUGUUCCCCUUACUUAUAAAUUAGACAAAGUGCCAAACAAGUCUAUUCUGCUAAUUACCAAAGAUCCAUCAAAUGUUUAUCGAGAUGUGCUAUUGGCUAAGGACUCGCCUACUGAAUAUUCAUUCAAUGAGAUUAUAUCUUUGAAAAGACUCAAGUCAAUGUCUAAACACCACAAGUUGUUGAUCAAACUAUAUAAAGAAAAUGACAUACUUGUGGUUGACAAUAGGAUACAAAAGUUUCUACCUGAAAUUUUAGGCCCUAUGUUUUAUCAAAAGAAGAAGAAGGUUCCAUAUAUGAUUCAAAUGGCAAAGCCAGAACCUUCUUUACGCCGCCAACAGCAGCAGCAACAGCAGCAACAGCAACAGCAACAACUAAGAAUAUCAAAGCAAAAUAAACUCAAAGAUGAUAGGUGUGACGCGAAAUAUGUAUAUGCUCAAUUAAAGUCCAUCGUGGGGAACACUUCAUAUUUACCAACAGUUAAUCCCGGCGAUGUAAUAUCGUUAAAAAUCGGCUAUGCAGACUGGGAAACGGACAAAUUGCUAACAAAUAUUAAUGACGUAAUCAGCUACUUGGUUGAUGAAAAGUACAGGCCCGUAGGAGGUAUUUUGGUUUUAGAUAACUUGGGAAGUAUUCAUGUAAAAAGUGAGGAUAGUAUUAGUUUAACUGUUGUUGCGGCUGCGGAGGAAGAACAGGAGGAAACCAAAAUUGAUGAAGAUAACAGUGAUUUCGACUUUUAG